UGGCGUCUGUGGUGGAGCGUCUUUGACCUCGCGAGCAAAGAACUUCAGAUAGCAGAACUGGAGAAGGAGUCCGCCGAGCCCGACUUCUGGAAUGACCAUCAACAGGCCCAAAGCAAGAUGCGUCAGUUGGGCCGGCUCCGCGACACAGUCGUCCUCUGGCGCGAUUUUGAGGCUCGAAGUACUGAUCUGCUGGAACUCACCGAGUUGGCCAUCGAAGAGGGAGAUUCCUCAUUUGAGGAACAGCUUGUCGCUGACACGGAAGCGCUGAGCGAUGCCCUUGCGCGGGAGGAGGUCAAGCUUACACUCUCAGGGCCGUAUGACGAACGCUCGGCGAUCAUCAGCAUUCACUCGUGCGCAGGAGGCACCGACUCCCACGACUGGGCUCAGAUGCUCCUCCAGAUGUACGUUGGCUGGGCCGAAACCGGGAAGCGGCCAGUGGAGGUGAUGGAUCUGUCUUAUGGUGAGGAGGCAGGACUGCGCAGCGGCAUCCUUGAGGUGGGUGGCGAUCACGCUUUCGGUUACCUGAGCGCAGAAUUGGGCGUGCACCGCCUCGUGCGUCUCUCGCCCUACGACCCCAACCAUCUGCGGCACACCUCGUUCGCCAACGUAGAGAUCCUUCCUGCCGUUGAGAGCGAGGGGGACAUCGACAUCCGCCCCGAAGACGUCAGGAUGGACACCUUCCGCUCCAGCGGCCCCGGCGGGCAGAACGUACAGAAAGUCGCCUCCGCCGUUCGGCUGACCCACAUUCCCACUGGCCUUGUCGUGUCCUGCCAGACCGAGCGCUCACAGCACCAGAACCGCGAAUACGCCAUGCGCAUCCUCCGCGCCCGCCUGCUGAAGCGCCAGGACGACGAGCGUGCAGAGGAACUGGCCAAGAUUCGCGGCGAGCGAACCAAUCCGGAGUGGGGCCACCAGAUUCGCAGCUACGUCUUGCACCCAUACAAGUCGGUAAAGGACCACCGCACCAACCUGCAGAGCACCAACCCCGACAACGUUCUCGCUGGCGAUAUAGACCCGUUUAUCGAGGCCUACCUCAUGCACCGGCUGGGCAAGGAGGAUUAG
Molecule: messenger RNA, 1062 nt
Organism: Geodia barretti
Lineage: Eukaryota; Metazoa; Porifera; Demospongiae; Tetractinellida; Geodiidae
Source: the annotation of a GenBank genome assembly